Penicillium mononematosum is the source of this 510-nucleotide messenger RNA. RefSeq lists its product as uncharacterized. The transcript has a single exon. Bases 1 to 510 code for a protein of 169 amino acids. Lineage: Eukaryota; Fungi; Ascomycota; Eurotiomycetes; Eurotiales; Aspergillaceae. The record is from RefSeq and is a predicted model, not a curated record.
AUGAAAUUGAAGAGCUCUCGGAGCAACGACCGCCUGAAAACCAUAUCCUCGCAGCAGCACCAGUCUGUCGCCCUCCUUAACCAGCAGUUGACCUGGUGUCUCACAGCAACCCCUCUCUGGAAUAGGGCCCUAGAUUACUGCCUGCUUUCAUUUGCUUCGUCACCGACUGCAUACUCCGACAAACAUAACCUUCCAUACUACAAUGAAAUAGAGCUCGAUGACGACGGCUGGCUUGUGACCCCUCCCGCCGGCCAUCGCUUGUCGGACGCUCUAGUUUUCCUCAUCGUCGGCCAAAACCUUGUUGUCGCAAGAAACCGCCAUGGAAAGUGGCCCGCCGACUUCAACUCGGACGGCGACUUGAACCCGGACCGAUGGCCACAGGGCGACCCUGUCGUCAUAUGGGCUCAUGGCAUUCCGUUCAUACCUGUCUACGCAGACUACUACGCCUUGGUCGGCUCACACUUACACAAAUACAUGUGGCUUCUGACCAAGAAGCUCAUGCGAAAAUGA